Messenger RNA from Penicillium mononematosum, 4581 nucleotides. RefSeq names its product putative Rho guanyl nucleotide exchange factor. The transcript has 4 exons. Gene Ontology annotation, molecular function: guanyl-nucleotide exchange factor activity. The coding region runs from base 1 to 4581 and encodes 1526 amino acids. The record is from RefSeq and is a predicted model, not a curated record. Lineage: Eukaryota; Fungi; Ascomycota; Eurotiomycetes; Eurotiales; Aspergillaceae.
AUGGCGACCAUCGCACCUCCCCCCGCAGCCCCUACACUGGCAGACCUGCCCCUCGAACAUCUCAGCCUCUAUCACGUCGUCGACACAUGUUUAUCAUCCAUCCUCGUCUUCUAUGGUGCCGUUUCUACCGCCAAUGCCACUGUGAGCAGUUCCCGCAUCCAGGCACAUAUAUUUACACCCGCCGGGUUCCAAAGUUACCCUCGAAUUACAGUGUCCCCAGCUGCCCCCGUGUAUGCUGCGGUCAACCACCUACCCCGAGAAAAACAAGGAGAUGAGGUGUGUCGCGGACUUGCAGUCAGCAUGUUGAGGUAUUUUGCCGAGCUGUCCGAACCGGUUAAGCACCGUCUCACCGGGAUGGCUCGUGCUGGAAGACCGGGAGGAAAGGCCCCCAAGAUGUUCGAUGAGAUGCAUGCUGCGGAUCUUGCCAACCGUAUGACAAAAGUGGAUGAUUCAUUGGAGAUCAUUCAGGAUAUUCGGAGCGCAUAUCAAGAACGUAAGGUGCCAUGGAUUGACAUCGAUGUGGUGCUUCCUGCAGGUACGAUACAACCAGUCCAUCGUCGAGAGAGUGCGGGAUCAGAUCUCGAGGGGAGUCAGAAUCCCCAAUACGGUCCAUACACGCCCCUGAUAGAGGUAUUGGGAGAUCCCAUGUUUUUGCCAACAUCUCGACUGAAGCGUGCGCCGUCACAGCCGACCAAUGUCAGCAAAUCGCGCCUGUUCGCAAGAAGCCAGAAAGAAGCCCUUCGUCUCACCAUGUGUGAGCUUGUGGAUACCGAAGAGAGAUAUGUCGCCAAAUUGUAUUCUCUUGUCCAUGAAGUGGCCGACGAGUUUCGGCAAAAAGCCGUAGGCAGAGGGCCAUCCAGUAACAGCCCCGACGAGGCAGCUUUGGCGGCAUUAUUCCCACCAUGUUUGAAUGAAAUUCUGGAAGUCAACCUGGGAUUUCUCGAUGUCAUUCGACAAGUGCUUGAUGAAACAGAGAAAGAUGCCAUCGCAGAUAUUGGUCAGGACACAGAGCUCCCUUCUCGGGGAUUGCCCAGGGACAGAGCGGAUCCGCUUGGAACUCUGGCAUUCGCAAGGGCCCUUUUUGAAUGGCUACCACAAUUCUCGCAGCCAUAUGGAGACUAUAUGCGAGCACAUACAGGUUUCACGCAAACUCUGAAUUUGUUCAUGAAAGAUAAGAACUCGAGCUUUUCGAAGAGAGUAUACGAGACGGGAGAACAGAGACUGCGCUCUUUGUUGAUGGAACCCGUCCAGAGACUCCCGCGAUACAGUCUGCUGAUUGACACUAUGACGAGCAACUUGCCCUUGGUCCAUCCCGCCGUGCGAACUCUGCUGAAAGCACGAGACAUUGUGAAGGAUAUCUGUGCGCUAGAGAAUAAUUCCCCAUCGAGCCAUGCCCAAAGUCUUCAACGCCUGAAAGAGCUGGUCAACGGAUGGCCAGCAAAGACAUUUCCUGAAGGUCGGCUUAUUACCGCAGUUGACUUCAACGAGAUUACCCCUCCCUACCAUCUAGACACAGAGUCAUCUGGCAACAACACGGGGAUCAUGCUUCUUUAUAAGAACUGCCUGGUCCUUCUAGCGAAGCCCGCCGAAAGCCGGGCCACGGCUCGUGGUGUGCUAGCUGAUAUCGACAAUGCGGCCGCUUCGACCACUGAUGUGUCCACGUCUUUGCCGCAAGCAGAACUCCAGGUUGUGCAGGUACUAGACUUUCAUAAUGUGCGUUGUAUGCAAUCCUCAUGUGGUCGAAUUCUGUUUGUGGCGCCAAUUUCAGCCAAGUCCUUGGCAGACGAGACAAGCGCCGGAGCGGAUCUGCUUGCGUUGGAAUUGGCUGGAACGUAUGAAGGAAGAGCCAAUCGACUGAUCGAAGAAAUAUCAAAAGCGAAGAUUGAGGGUCGAUUUCCCGAGAGUGAAAGAGAAGGAGGCAAAUGGACACUACGAAGCCCUCCCACCGGAGCUGCGAGUAACGUGGGAAUACUGGCCUGUGUGUGCGAGGACGGCGAAAGCGCCGCGCUUGAUCAGAUCCACUCAUCCCCCAUACGCAUUGUUUUUAAUGCAUCCAAGGCGACCUGUGCUCAAAUGUUGAGAGAUUCCAAUCUUGAGGUCAUCAUGUCGAUAUCUCCUCCAAAUGGAGACCAAUACAGACUAGACAUCGAUUCUGUGGUUGGAUCUGGGUCUACGGAUUUGAUCACGGUGGACACUUUCAUUCCUACUCUCUCACGACGUCUUCAUUCUCAUUUUGAAAUCCUUCGGUAUAUCGCCAGCAGCCUAAUCACCCAAGUCAAGACUUCGCGGGGCUUCCGCCCACCUUCGCCGACCAAAUUGAUCUCGAACCUGUUAGGGAGUAGCCGUGACAACGCGUCCACUCUCAAAGGGCCAGGAUCGGCCACUCUUACCGGCGAAUUCCCAAAAAUGCUCCCGUCAAGAGGCACUCUGUCGAGAUCAAAUACAUUACCUUCGACAUUCCCCGGAAAGGACAAAGAGAAGGACAAGGACAAGGACAAAGAGAAGGAGAAAGAGAAAGAGGAAACCGGGAACAAAAUAUCAGUUGUUGGGGCAUCCGCCUCCAAGGGAUUGGAUACUCAGUUCGGGUUGCUGGAACAAACAUUUGCAGCCUAUGUACUUUCUCUGCAGUCUCGGAGUGGAAACAUCCUGGGUCGAAUGCUUCGGGCCAGAGAUCAUGUUGAUCGGGCGCCAGUUAAUGAGCUCUACAACAUUUUGCUGGAAGAUCCAAGCAGAAUCCAAGCCGCCGCCGAAGUACCAGUCGAUACGCUUUUUGUCGCAUUCGAAACAUUCCUGGCGAACGCUUGGAGAAGAAGCAUGGGCCCGAUCUUGAGCUCCUCUUCUCUGAAAUGGAUUCAGAGCCAGUUUGAUACCAUGAUACCGCGAGAUUUUGAUGAGCAAUUCCGGAAAUUUGUGACAGACAUGAGCCCGCAAAAUAGACGAGCUCUAGCUGCGAUCAUUCGACUGCUUGCCGAGCUACUCGAUGCCUCUGGAAAUGAUGGAGAUCGUGGUGCUUUGACAAUGGCAUUUGCGGAGGUACUCACUGAAGACGGAGAUCCCAGCCACCAUGUCUCCCUUUUGGAUCGACUGGUCGAAGACUUUGAUAACCUCUUUGAAGAGUUUAUUCCUGGGGUACCUCGGGAUACCUCGAAAAAUGAAGGCGAAAGCAAAGUCGCAGCGAUUCUACGGACAUUGAGCAAGAAGCAAAGCCCAGCCGGCUCAGAGCCUAACACACCCAAGGGCUCCCUGAUGCGUUCCAAGUCAACUGACGUGGACGCCCGUCUGGGUUUCCUUCGCCCUACAUCUCGCGAUCGUCCUACGUCUCGUGAUCGCCCUACAUCCCGUGAUCGUCCCUACCGUCCUUACGGGUUCGCAUCUGAGGAGCAAAUCUCGAGGCCGGGCACCGGUUAUGAAAACCCGCCUUCUCUAUCUUCUUUCCGAGGAUUCUCUGAAGAUGCACCAAGGACUCGUAGAAAACGAAGGAGCUCUCUUUCGGAUUUGCGACCACCCACAGCAUCCUCAGAUGCAUCCAGUAUCUCUCCGACUCAACAGCUCCGCCCGACGACCCCUUCCAGCCGCCCGCGAGGAGAAGUGGUAACGCCCACCAAGCAGUCCAGACCUCAAAGCAGUUACAUACCAACAUCACCUAUGCGCGGUCAAUCCCCGAUGCGUGGUCAAUCACCAAUGCGUUCUAAGCUGCCAGCAAAAUCCGGUUCACCGACGCGACUAGGAUCACCCAUUCGCCGUCUGUCUCCGCCCCGUCCUUCUACACCCAGCAGGAAGGAGAACAUUGACCCCAGGACUCCACAGACAGAGCGUACAACAAAGCCGAGGAGUGGUGUCUCAGUAUCGCCAGCAGAGGAGUCAAGGAGGGGAUCCCACACGUCAGGCAUCCCUCAGCGGACUCCGGGCCUUCGGGAGCGGACAACCACCAACGGUUCCGAUACUAAGCGUCCACAGUCUUCGUCUUCCUUGCAGAGACCACAGAAACCGCGGAUGCAAAGCCCACAAAAGUUACGUGAUCGUGUUCAACUAGAAAAGAAGACCCAAAACUCCACUCAAUUGGGUCUGAAAGAUGAGCUCAAAGAGCUGGGUAACGAAUUACGUUCUUUGAAGCUCACACCACCAAGGCAAUCCAACGCAAUGAACCUGGAGUUUGAUUUUGACCGUACAGACACCAAUCCAUAUUCUGCUACCACCACAUCCCUUGAAGCCCGCAUGCGCAAUCUUGAAGCCCGAUUUGAGACGCUUACCUGGGAAUACAAUGGCCGCACAACCGCUCUCGAGCGAGACCUGGAGUCGUCCUUGAUUCUUAGCGAGAAGCGUGUGAAGAGACUGGACGAGCUUUAUCGCGAGGCAAGUGCCGAGAACGAGGCUCUCUAUGAUCGGUUUAAUACCGAGCUCAGCAAAAUUGCAAAGGAUGUCCGAGCCGGCCACGCAGAAGACGCCUUGAAGUCUCAACUGGCAAGUGCUCUAGACGAGAUCGGCCGUGUGAAGAAAGAAAACUUCCGCUUGAAACGAGAAGUCGGAGGUCUUCGAGCCCAGUCAGCUGCCGCUGCACUGCUCAAGGCGAGCGAGCAAUGA